AGGCGACUUAGGGGAAGCCUUUCCUUCUCUUCCUAGUGAGGGCUGCCCGGGUCCGGGUGGGUAAAGCAUCACGUUUUUCCUUGUUGACCCUUCCCUUUCUCCUCUUCCUUCUUUCCUUCCUCCUUCCUUGAAUUUGAUUUUUCUUCGUGCGUUGUCGUCUCGUCGUCUUGUCUGUCGUUCUCCCUUCCAAGCUCCGCAUUCCAUCUGUUUUUUCCCCUCUCCUCUCCCCUACUCUAUCGUUUCUCCUGCAAAAGCAAACAUCCCUUCUCCCAUUGAUUUUCCCCCUCCUCCCUCAGCAACUCCCGAUCCAGAUUCCAGAAGCCAUCUCCCCUCUCUCUCUCUCCCUGCCGUGCUCUUUCUGUGCCUCGCUGACCGCCGCCCGCCAGUUCCUUCCGCCUGCGCUGCUGCGCCGGCCCAUCUCCGUCAUCCCUCACCCUGUCCGGGCUGCUCCUCUCCGCCACUGACUCGCUACCUUCUAGUGGAAUACCACUGCCGCUGCCGCUGCCGCCCUCCAGUUUCCGAUCGCAAUCGCCGUCUCCCCUUACCUCUUCCCUCUCCCGAUCCAAAGCUCUCUCCCCUCUCCCUGCUCUGGCUGCGCAAUUCCGCCUCCGAGUCCUUACAUUCGAGUGGAAGAGCACGAGUGGAACACCCCCAUUUGCCGGCUCUCCCAGUUGUUGCAGGUUGAAACCGAAUUUCAAGGUACUUUUGCUGGCUGCUGAAUGUUGUCCAGGCGGUGUUGAUUGUAUCAAUUUUGAUUCAGCACCCUGUAAGCUAUGGGAGAGUGGAUCGUUGGAGCUGUUAUUAACCUCUUUGGCAGCAUUGCCAUCAACUUUGGGACUAACCUCCUUAAAGUGGGUCAUAAUGAGCUAACGCUGGGGCAUUGUUUGAAGAGAGAAAGGCAUUCAGUUAUGGACAGUGAGGGCGCGAGUGUGAAGAUUCCUUUGAAGUCUGUGAUGGACUUCCAGAGUUGGAGGGUUGGUGUUGUGGUUUUCUUUCUUGGAAAUUGUCUCAACUUCAUUUCAUUUGCUUAUGCUGCCCAGUCACUUCUUGCCGCCCUUGGGUCUGUUCAAUUUGUGUCCAACAUAGCAUUUGCGUACUUCGUUUUCAACAAAAUGGUGACUGUCAAAGUGCUUGUUGCCACCGCCUUUAUAGUCUUGGGAAAUGUUUUCCUUGUAGCCUUUGGGAACCACCAAUCUCCGGUGUUUACUCCGGAGCAGUUGGUGGAGAAGUACAGCAACAUUACAUUUCUUUUCUACCUUUUGUUUCUAAUCCUUAUUGUUGUCGUUCAUCAAUACAUUUACAGGAGAGGAGAGCUUAUGCUUGCUGUCUCAGGACAAGACCUUAGACCACAUUGGAAAACAUUACUUCCUUUCUCCUAUGCUGUAGUUUCAGGUGCAGUUGGAUCAUGCUCAGUGUUGUUUGCAAAAUCUCUGUCUAAUUUGCUGAGAUUGGCCAUGUCUAGCAGUUAUGCAUUGCACAGCUGGUUCACUUACUCUAUGCUUCUCUUAUUUCUUAGUACUGCAGGUUUUUGGAUGACAAGGUUGAAUGAAGGACUUGCCCAGUUUGAUGCAAUAUUAAUUGUUCCUAUGUUUCAGAUAGUGUGGACUUUCUUCUCUAUCUGUACAGGAUUUGUUUACUUCCAGGAGUAUCAGGUUUUAGAUGCUCUGAGAACAACAAUGUUCACACUUGGAAUGAUGUGUGUCUUCGUGGGCAUCUCUCUGUUGGCCCCUGAUGAGCCAAAAGGCGGUGAGGUCAAGGGAACUUCGGUUCUGGUUUCAGUUGUUUCUUCAAGUGAAUCUGACAGGUUUGUAGUCUCGGCAGAAGAAGGGCAAGAUAAGGGGAAAAGGUCGCUUGUGCAGGGAAUGGUGGUGAGGAUAGCCGAGAUAGUGUCCAAGACAAAGACUGCUUGUUCUAUGUCGCUUGGUCUUGGGGAAGACUCAAUUAAUGCAUCAGCAGUCCUUGUGAUGCCAAUGGUGUCAUCGAAGAUAACAGGGUUCAGAGGGAGUGUGUUUGAUAGGCCAAAGGUUUUCUCAUUGAGGACUGCUGGGUGGAGCAAGAUCUCGAUGGAUGAAGAUGGAAUUAAAGAAGUGCCCGACGCAAACCUCGAGCUUCCUCAAACCCUUUGAUCAUAUUAGGUCGAGAAGCAGAGAGAGCAAUGGACAUGUACUCGUCUUAGGAGCCAGCUUAUUACCCUCCCAAAGAACCGAAGCAGAAGAAAGAAGGGUAAAAUGUGAUUCUUUUUUAUUUCCACUUUGUUGCAUAUUGCUAUUAUUAAUUUUUGUUUUGGGGUGUGAAGUUUGUGAUUAGGCAAUGUAUUGAUAGGCGAUGGAGCAGUGUGUAGAAAUAGACUUAUUAAGGGAGUUGUCUAACUUUUGUAAUCAUCCAUCCCCACGCAUUUGUAUAUGUAAUUAUCUGUUCUCUCGAUUGCUGAGAGCCGGGUGGAAAUGUAAGUUUUGUAUAUGGCAUUCAAAUUGAGGUGAAGGCUAGAUCCUACUUUUGUUAAUGGGCGGGCGGGCGUCUUGUUUUGAAAUUUGUCUUGAUUACUCUUAAGUGCAAAACUCCAAAAUUAUGUUGUCA
Linum tenue is the source of this 2577-nucleotide messenger RNA. Lineage: Eukaryota; Viridiplantae; Streptophyta; Magnoliopsida; Malpighiales; Linaceae. The record is from the annotation of a GenBank genome assembly.